Molecule: messenger RNA, 1692 nt
Organism: Ceraceosorus guamensis
Lineage: Eukaryota; Fungi; Basidiomycota; Exobasidiomycetes; Ceraceosorales; Ceraceosoraceae
Product: WD40 repeat-like protein
Exons: 6
Coding region: 1-1692 (563 amino acids)
Molecular function (GO): protein binding
Source: RefSeq, a predicted model, not a curated record
AUGUCCAACAUCUACAAUCAUCGAAGCUUGGUGCCAGCGGCUACCGGUGGGCCACCUGCAGCAGCGCCGCCCAGCGCAUCCACCGCCAGAUUGAACGACUUGCUGGACUUUGUCAAGCACGAGUUCGAAGUGAUUGGGAAUGAUGCGACGCAAUUCAAGAACCAGCGCGACGAGUUUGAACACAGGCUAUCUGCACAAAUUUCUGAGGUGCAAGUCAUGCAGCAACACAUAAUGGAUCUUGAAAACAGGCAUAGCUCCAUGGCACAGCAGUAUGAGGAGGAGAUCAAGAGGUUGCGCGCGCUGCUGGACGCGCGAGGAGGGGCGCCCGACGGAUCCGGACCCCUACCCGCAGGCGGCGAGAGGGGCGGACCUCCUCCUGCGCCUCUUGGAGGUGCUGGCGGGCCGCCGCCGCAUCUUCCUACUGCCCCUCCUUCUGGUCCUGCUAGCAUCGCACCGCCUCCAGCAGGCGCAUCCUAUGGCAAAGGUAGCUCAGCGCCAUCGCCUUAUCACCCUGGGCCUCCAUCACACAUGCCCUCGGGCGCGUAUCCGCCUUCGCGAGACGCGCAAAGUCCUGGCCCGGGUCCAGCUGCUGGCAACGCCAGUCUCGCUAACCUGAGCGAGAUGGAUCCUGAUGAGAUUCCCAAGGAUCUGAAAAAGGAAGGCAGCGAUUGGAUGGCCAUCUUCAAUCCCAAAGUGAAGCGUAUGCUGGAUGUGAAUCUAGUACACACGCUUAUGCACGAAAGCGUUGUAUGCUGCGUUCGCUUCUCGCCUGAUGGAAAGUAUUUGGCGACUGGUUGCAACCGCAGCGCUCAGAUCUACGACACCAAGACCGGUGCCAAGACUUGCGUCCUAACGGAGCAGACGAACAAACGGGGCGACUUGUACAUUCGAUCGGUGUGCUUUUCUCCGGACGGUCAAUUCUUGGCGACUGGAGCAGAAGAUCGGCAGAUCAGGAUAUGGGACAUUGCAAAGAAGAAGGUGAAGCACGUCUUUGCGGGGCACAAGCAAGAAAUCUACAGCCUCGACUUUAGCAGGGACGGACGAAUCAUUGCCAGUGGAUCUGGAGACAAGAGCGUGCGCAUUUGGGACGUGGGAAGCGGAAAGUGCCUGCACGUGCUGUACACGAGCCCCAACUUGGAGCAUGGUCCCAGCGAGGCGGGCGUGACGAGCGUCAGCAUCAGUGCGGACAACCGGCUCGUAGCCGCUGGAGCGCUCGACACGCUGGUCAGGGUGUGGGACGCCAAGACGGGCCAACAGCUGGAGAAGCUCAAGGGACACAAGGAUAGCAUUUACAGUGUUGCUUUCGCUCCCGAUGGCAAGAGCUUGGUCAGCGGCUCUUUGGAUAGGACACUCAAAAUUUGGGACCUCACUGCUACUGCAAGGGCUGUGGAGAGCCACUCUACAGACGAUGAAGAUCGCACUUCGAAGGCUACCUGCGCAUCCACUUUGCUCGGUCACAAGGACUAUGUCCUCUCCGUGUCAUGCUCACCCGACGGCCACUGGGUUGCAUCCGGCUCCAAAGACCGUGGCGUGCAAUUUUGGGAUCCCAGAUCUGGUCAAGCGCAGUUUGUGCUAUCUGGUCACAAGAACAGCGUCAUUGCUAUCAACUUGUCGCCGGCUGGCAACCUGCUAGCUACGGGCAGCGGCGAUUUCAACGCGAGGAUUUGGGCGUACGAUAGGGUUUCGGAGUGA